This is a messenger RNA of Lolium perenne, 1330 nucleotides long. RefSeq lists its product as uncharacterized. Gene Ontology annotation, biological process: root development; shoot system development. NCBI's taxonomy places the organism in Eukaryota, Viridiplantae, Streptophyta, Magnoliopsida, Poales, Poaceae. The record is from RefSeq and is a predicted model, not a curated record.
AUGCUAGCUCUAAACAUCAAGGUUUGACAUUGUAAUUGGAAUAGCUUUGCACCAACGGUACAAGAAAAACAAAAAUACAUAAAUAAAGUUAUGCAUGUGCUUACCCAGUUAUGCCAGGAUUCAUCUUUAUAAUAAACCACCAUGAUGAUUCUUGUUGGUAAUAUCUGGAACAUGACAUCAUGACAACUCGCCAGGAAGAUAGCCAGCGCACCAGUGUUACACACUAAAUGAGACCACUUUAAUAAUUAAAUCACUAUGCUGCUCCCAGAUCAAGAACCUUGAUUGGCAGCAUAUGGAAAACAAAGUUUCCACGAUUCCUUUUGUCUACCAUCGAAACCGAUGUGGCCUCAUAUACAUCUUCUGUAUAUAUAGGUCUCGAGAGAAGGCUACACAUAGACAUCAAACCAACAAGCAACAAUUUCCCUUUCAUUAGUUCUAGCCCAACACAGAGAUUAGUUUCAGAAACAGAUAUGUCUUUUGCUCUAAGAUCGAUAAGCUUGCCAUCUAGGCAUCACACCAGAGAGGCGGAAGUACAAGAAGAUCUGGACAGCCUAGAGACAAGCAUCUCAUCAUCCAUUACCAUCAAGACGAUGUGUGAUGGUUUGAGGAGGCUUGGUGACAUCUACUGUGAUGUUGAGGAGAUCAUCCAGUUGCCAAGCAACCAGGUUUGCUCCUCACAGCACAGGAAGAUGCUGGAUGGAGAGAUGGAAUGUUCUCUCCAGCUGCUGGAUCUCUGCAACACCAUGCAACAGAUCUUCGUCGAGCUGAAGGCCAUCAUCCAAGAACUGCAAUUGGCUCUAAGAAAAGGAGAAGACGCAACUAUCCAAGCCAGGAUCCUGUCUUAUAUCCAAUUGCUGAAGAAGGCUGGAAAACAUUUCAAGAAAUCUACCACAAAGAAGACGUCUGACAAGAUGGACUGCGGGAUGGUCAGUCUACUGACCAAGGCCAGGGAGAUGGCUCUCUCUCUACAUGAGUCCACAGUGCACCUCUUGUCAAAAAAAAUCGAAGCACCUAAACAGUCCCUUAUUUCCAAGGCAUUUCACAAGAAGAAAGUUGUUGUUUGCGAGGAGCAAUUGCAGGACUUAGAGUGCAGUAUGGGAGAUCUUGAGAGUGGAGCAGGACAUCUGUUCCGGAGAUUGAUUCAGAGCAGAGUUUCUCUCCUAAACAUUCUUAGCUCAUAGAUCUCCAAGAGCCUUGUCACUCACAAUAUCCUGUGAUUAGCAUCCGAUUUUUAGAGGACUAGCUGAUCUCAUAUUUUGCCUGAUAUGUAUAUAUAAUACAGAUGUACAGAAAAUUACAGAUGCAAUUCCAAAAUUUUGAUAUAUUUCAA